AUGUCGGACUUUAGUUCCCUCUACCAGCAAGGUCUUUACCUUUCUCCAGACCAGCAGGAUCUGCUCCUUGCCGCUCUUUCAUCCAACAACCAAUCCAAGAAUUCAUCUCAGAAACCACAAAAUGGUACUCCUCAUAUGAAAACUGAGUCAGAGGGAACCCCUGGACAGGCAUCGGCCGGCAGUCUGAGUGUCUCUCCCUCGGGUUUUGACCGCUCCCAGAACCAAUCGGGUGGCUACGGCUAUGGGGACGACGAUAGUCCUUUUCUUGAUUUCAACCCGGAGGUAGACUUUGAUUUCCCAGGCUCAGACAGCUUAAUAGGGGAUCUCCCUGGAGGCGAGUACGAACCUGGUGACAAGAGGAAGGACAUUGACGGUGACGAGAACGAGGAGUCAGGGAAGAAGCGAAGGGAAAGCGAUGACAAGGCAGCUAAGAAGCCGGGCAGGAAACCGUUGACUUCGGAACCGACUUCGAAGCGCAAGGCACAAAAUCGCGCGGCACAGCGGGCGUUCCGUGAGCGCAAGGAAAAGCACUUGAAAGACUUGGAGACAAAGGUCGACGAGCUGCAGAAGAACUCCGAUGACGCAAAUCAGGAGAAUGGCUUGCUGCGUGCCCAAGUGGAGCGUCUUCAGGUUGAGCUGAGAGAGUACCGCAAGCGUCUCUCGUGGGUGACUAGCGGAAAUGGAGUUUCUGCCAUGAACGCCAUCCCUGGUGCCUAUUCCCAGGGGAUGUACGGCCUGAAGAACAACGACUUCCUUUUUGACUUCCCCAAGUUUGGAGACCUUCCCGGUUCGCAAAUCUUUAACAACAGCCAGCUAGGCAAGACAAACCAGGACAAAUUGAAGAACAACCAGAAUAGUGACUCGCAGGUCCCUGGCGUUUUGAGUCGAGACAACUUUAACAGUUCGAAUGGCUCUCACAACUCCCCGGCUUCUCGAGGAAACGUUACCGCGAGGUCUGCCAGCGGCACACCGACUGGCAACGGCCAAAACACAAACCAGCGCAAUGCCUAUGCUUCUAGCGAAAACCAAACUUACAAUUCGAAGAAGUCGUCAUCUACGAACGACACGUCCAACUCUGACUCCCCAUCGUCCUCGUCGGAUUCGCACCACAGCCAAUUUCUCUCCUCAAGCGGAACUUCACCGGAACCAAGUCUCAACUCUCCCGCGGCUGGAAAGCCAAAUGAAGCUGGUGAACCCCACUCUUGCACCAUAGAUGGGGAGAAGAACUUCUGCGCACAGCUUGGUUUGGCGUGUGGUAACAUUAGGAAUCCAAUCCCAGUCGUGAGGCACAACAGUGAGAGUGCGUCCAAUACACCUGUUCGAGUAGAUCAGCCAUUGGAUACGUCGGCCGGGCUUGACUCGCUGGCUCAAGAGAAUGGAGGACAGUUUGACCCAGUACUGUUCGGUGACUGGCGUGAACCCCAGGACGCUGUGCUAUCGCAGGACUUUGGCACUUUCUUUGACGAUGCUUUCCCUCUCCCAGAUCUAGGCAGCCCAGGCCAUAACAUUUCCGAGGCUGCAUCUCAAUCAGCACCUCAGCCAGCGCCUAAGAAAGACCUGAUUUCCCAGAUUGACAACAAACUGGAUGAGGAAGUGGUCCCUGGUGAAGACAAGUCACAGAUGCUCUCAUGCACUAAGAUAUGGGACCGUCUGCAAUCAAUGGAAAGAUUCCGUAACGGCGAGAUCGAUGUCGACCAUCUUUGCUCCGAAUUGCGCACCAAGGCACGAUGUUCCGAAGGCGGCGUGGUCGUGAACCAGACCGAUGUGGACGACAUCAUGGGACGCGCCAAAUAA
Aspergillus wentii DTO 134E9 is the source of this 1794-nucleotide messenger RNA. It is a transcript of the gene yap1, whose product is annotated as putative bZIP transcription factor AP-1/Yap1. The coding region runs from base 1 to 1794 and encodes 597 amino acids. Gene Ontology annotation, molecular function: DNA-binding transcription activator activity, RNA polymerase II-specific; transcription cis-regulatory region binding. Gene Ontology annotation, cellular component: RNA polymerase II transcription regulator complex. The transcript is spliced from 3 exons. The record is from RefSeq and is a predicted model, not a curated record. NCBI's taxonomy places the organism in Eukaryota, Fungi, Ascomycota, Eurotiomycetes, Eurotiales, Aspergillaceae.